Molecule: messenger RNA, 3441 nt
Organism: Drosophila subpulchrella
Lineage: Eukaryota; Metazoa; Arthropoda; Insecta; Diptera; Drosophilidae
Gene: Socs36E
Product: putative mediator of RNA polymerase II transcription subunit 26
Exons: 4
Coding region: 396-2246 (616 amino acids)
Biological process (GO): intracellular signal transduction; phosphatidylinositol phosphate biosynthetic process
Cellular component (GO): phosphatidylinositol 3-kinase complex
Molecular function (GO): 1-phosphatidylinositol-3-kinase regulator activity
Source: RefSeq, a predicted model, not a curated record
ACGGAACGAAGCGGACGCAAGGCGAAAGAUACAGAUACUUUUCGGGGAAGAGAUACUUCUUCGUAUUCGUGCGUGUUUCGUUUUCGUUUCGUCGAGAGAAAUUGCACAAAUUGACGGAAUUGCACACCAUCGAGCGGAAAAUCGGUUCAGUGCUUUCGCAGAUCGAAAAGUGCAAUUGGUGUGUGCGAGUGUGUGUGUGUGAGUGUCACCUAAAAGAGAGAUAACGUCGAAAAAUAAAGAAAAAAACCUGUGAAAGCAAAACUAAAAUAUGCUUAAACUACGGUUUAACCAAAUUGCCAACUAGCCAAAAGUAACCAGCACACCGAAAAUAGCCAACAAAUCAAAAGAGAGAAGCAACCGGAAAAAGCCCACCCCAAAAACCUAUAGACCUUCCAAUGGGCCAUUAUCUCAGCAAGCCCUCUGUACGCGCCAAUAGCCAGGAUAAGAGCGAUCUGCCCGCGAGUUCGAGCCCCAGGGAAUCCGCAGCACUAGUGGAGACGACGAUCGGUCUGGACGAGGAGGAGCUGGAAGAGAUCAUCACGGAGGCCACGUCCGUCACAUCGCCGGCGGAAGUGCGUCAGAUCAUAAUUAAAAUCCAGUUGGCCAAAAUGGAGAACGGCAAUGCAGCGGGUCAGGUGGCAAGUCACCUGGAGGAGGACGUGGUGCAGGUGGAGGGUGCCACAGACGCCUCGGUGUCUGCGGACACGCUAAAUGCAAAUGGGCAGAUUGUGAAUGUGACGCUGGAGGGCGGCAAUGGGGAAGUGGGCGUGGUGACGAAUCGAACUGCUGGCAGUUCGACGGAAGCGCCCAAAAACGAAAGACAGCCCGUGAAUAAUAACAAUUUAGCGGGAAGCGUCGGCGCUGCGAUAAGUUCGUUACAAUUGCACGACGGCAACAGCAACAGCAGUCCCAGCAGCAACAUCAGGCCCAUCAGCAACACCAACUACCCUGUGAAAGACGACGACGACGACGAUUUCGAUGAGUCGCUGCUGCGUCGGCGUCGCAGCAACAGCAACAGCAACAGCAACAUCCACCAAAACCACGAGGCCGAAGUCGUCGAGUAUUGCGAAGUGCUCGAGUCGCUGCCAGUCAGCAAUAUGUUGUCGGCGGGAACGCAACACACUAGCAAGCCAGUUUCCAGAAGCAAUAAUAGCAACAGUUGCUGCCGGAGUCGCAGCAGUAAGACACUAUCCAUGGGCGCGACAACAUCCUCAACAUCCUCAUCCGCCGGAUCCGCAUCCGGAUCCUCGAAGCGGCGAUGCUGCAAGUGCAAGUGCCGCGAUGCCUUCCGAGGACUGAGGGACAUGCUGCCGAGCAGCAAUUCAGUGAGCAAUAAGAAGGACUCCGGGGCGGUGGCGACGGUACCGCGUAAAUCCCGGACAGCGGAUCGCCGCUCCACCCCGCCCACUUUGGGCUCAUCGAGUGGGACCUCCCAGCAUCGGAUGCAGAGCCAAAGGAAGAGGAAUUCCGUGGCCGUUUCGGAUGCGAGUCAUCACCAUCACCAGGUGAUCAUCAGGAUAACGUCGCCACGCUUUGUGGUCGAGUCGCCCAAUGGCAACCGGGUCACAGUGGUCACCGAGUCCGCCGCCCCCCAACCGCCUCAGACUCCGCCCCAGCCACGCCCCCCCACGUCGGCACCCGCCCCCGGAAUACCAGGCGUAUUGGGCAAUCCCGCACUCGGAGGUCGCAACAUGACCGUACACUCGCAAAUCGAUUUCAUGCACUGCCUGGUUCCAGAUCUGGAGAAGAUCACGAAUAGCAGCUUCUACUGGGGCAAGAUGGAUCGCUAUGAGGCGGAGCACCUGCUGGAGGGCAAGCCCGAGGGCACCUUCCUGCUCCGCGACUCCGCCCAGGAGGAGUUCCUCUUCUCGGUCACAUUCCGUAAAUACGGCAGAUCCCUGCACGCCCGCAUCGAGCAGAGCGGCCACAAGUUCAGCUUCGACUGCCAUGAUCCGUGUGUGUUCACGGCGCCCACGGUGACGGGACUGCUGGAGCACUACAAGGACCCCGCCUGCGUGAUGUUCUUCGAGCCCUGCCUGACGAUGCCCCUCCACCGGAGACAGACCUUCUCCCUGCAGCAGUUGUCCCGGGCCACCAUCGUCACCAACACCAGCUACGAUGGCAUCAACCAGCUGGAGCUGCCCGGCCGGCUGAAGAGCUACCUCAAGGAGUACCACUACAAGCAGAAGCUGCGCGUCAAGCCCAUCGAUCAGAACACACCGGUGCCGUACUACGGCGAUGUAUAGCGGGAGGAGCAGCAGGUGGGCUUCACCUACUACGAGGAUGUGGAGAGUGGCAGCGAGGAGGACGAGGACGACGACGAGGGGGUGAUACGGGUCUCGUAUGUUCAGCAUGCCGAGGUGGUGGCCCAGCUGCAGCAGGUCACCACGGCGCCAGGAGGAGCUUCUGGCAGAUCCGGCAAUCUUCAGGAGCAACUUAGCCGGCUGCCAAAUCGCAUGGUCGCCGCCUUUGGCCGGAUGUCGGCCAAUCUGAAUUGCUACCAGAAGACUGUCUCCACACCGGAGCAUCGCUCCUCCUGAUGGACACGAAGUAGCCGCAGAAGGAACUGCUACCCCCCAGAAACCAAAACUCAACCAGAGACAAUCCCAGUGCAGCGCGUGCCGCCACCAUAAAGUUAUAGAUCAAACGGAAGCCAUAAGCUACAAAGGCCCCAAAACGAAAAUCGCUUACUUGCUAAAAAGACUGUCAUGGCUCGAAAAACUCACAAUCUUACCAUCUCCAUUUGAGAAUUAAAUGUAUCGGUUACAUCUCAUUAUAAAGAAAGUAAAUUGUAUUGAUAUUCUGAAUUGUGACCUUCUUGUUAGUAAGUCAGCGAAUUGUAGAAUCAAAAUCGCAUCUAGCUAAUUGUACUAUAAACUAAGUAUUAUUACCUAAAGCAAAAACCCUCUCCUACAACCAUAAGCAUUGCAAAAUGGAAAGCCCAUCGAGCUUUUGGUUUUCGCAAGUAUUCUUGUAAUAUUCUGUUGUAUUUAUUUUAAAGUAUGGAAUCUAAAUUAUGUGUAAAUAUGAUCUACAAAAUACAGCCUAGUUAGUGUUAAACUCUCUCAUUAGCCAAAUUUCCAAAUGUAAUUUUCACCUAUUUAUAGUUAUACUUUAUUUAUUUAUUCGAAGUGAUUUCGUUUCCAAGCGAGUGCUUUGUUUUUACAACAACUAUCAGUUAUACACGUGUAGAGCAUUUGUAAAUAUUACCAAUUUUCGCAUAAGCUAUAGCUAUACUAAAUAUAAUGAAUUAUAAAUCAUGUAUUCCUACCUAGGUGGUUGCUGUUAUUCGUAAACAUUCAAUAAGCAGUUGUUUCCAGGACCUAUUUAAUGUAUUUUACAUAUCCAAAAUGUUGAUGAGCAUGAGUAUCAACAUUCAAAAAACAAAAAAUUAAAAAAGGAAGCCAAACAAAUAAAGUUGAAAAAGAUAUUAGCAAGAGA